Molecule: messenger RNA, 4897 nt
Organism: Bactrocera neohumeralis
Lineage: Eukaryota; Metazoa; Arthropoda; Insecta; Diptera; Tephritidae
Product: glycoprotein endo-alpha-1,2-mannosidase
Exons: 3
Coding region: 418-1956 (512 amino acids)
Cellular component (GO): Golgi apparatus
Molecular function (GO): alpha-mannosidase activity
Source: RefSeq, a predicted model, not a curated record
UGCGCUAAAAAGAAAUGCAGUAAAAAAAGGCAAUCAUUAAAAGACGAAAAUAGAAGUAGCACACAAAGAAGAGGAAGCAAGCAAGCAUAAUUAUGUGUACGAAAAGUUAAAAAAAGCAAGUUGAAAGGCAAAGCGGAACGCUGUGCAUUAAAAAUAAAACGCUCGAGUGCUUCACACAUACCACCAUAGAUAAGUACACAAAACACUUGGGCAUACACAUACACACACACACGUAUACACACGACGCACUCAACGUCGCAAUCUAGUGAUUUUAUAGUCCUCCGCAAGGACGUCGGCGACGGCACAAACGCAGUCUUCGUCAGUCGCUCACACGGACCGCGCGCGGGACGGCCAGCCGUUGCCACACUAACUUAAACGUUUGUAAAAUGCUGCAUCAAUUGCAAGCGCAGCUACAAAAUGCUACUGAAAAAAUAUGUCAAAAAUCGACGAAAGUUGAAAAUACUCUUUCUGCUCAUGGUCAUAGCGCUGAUUGUGAUUACCGUGGUCAUACUGAACAUCUCGCCCAAUGUGAGCUCCACUGAACGCGUGCUCGACGAACGCUUCAUAGCGCGCAUCUAUGGCGGUGGCGGCGGCGGUGGUGUUGUCAGCGGUGUGGGCAGCCAAGACGGCCGCUUGGAGCAGCCACCACUGAAAUCGCCGCGCCAAAAUGGCGUUAUUGUGCCCGAGAAGUAUGACGAACACAAGGUGAAGGCGCGCAUAGCACAGGAGCGUGUGCUGCAGCUGCGCCAGGAACAGCAGCGUAACGCCGUUGAUGCGGGUGAGGAACGCACCAAACUGGAUGCCGUCACGACGGGUGUGCAUAUUUUCUACAGCGCGCCUGUCGCCUGGUAUAAGACGAAGAAGCCGCAGCUGGUCGCACCUCAGUUGCAGCUGCGUGGCGCCGCCAAAGAGUUGCUGAACGAUGUUUCCGACGCCGUCCUAUCAUCAGCUUCAUCAUCACCAACUUCAGGUCUAACAUCGCCAACAACUACGACCACGACGGUGAAACCAGUGCGUAUACUUAACACCGCAUUCUAUCCGGCUUUGGGGCUGUACAAGCCCACAACCAGUUUGCUGCAGAAGCAUUUCGAUAACAUACACAAUUGCGGCAUUGGUGUGCUCAUACUCAGCUGUAGCGGCAAAGCGGGCGAGGUGGAACUCUAUCGUCAGCUGUUGGAACUGGCGCCUAGCUACAAUUUGAGCAUUACCUUUGAGAUCAGUGUGGCGGGCAAUCAGAGCGUGGAGUUUUUGCAGCAGCAAUUGGAGGCGGUGCGUCGUUACGCCACCGCCGAGAGUUUCUAUCGUGUUUAUUCGUUGGCGCGUAAGCGCUUGGUGCCAGUGAUUUACGUAAGCAACGCUUAUAAGUUGAAUGAAACGCCGGCUGGUCGUGCUUUGUGUCAAACGCAUCCGGAGACGUUGAGGCGCAUUUUCGAUGCCUACUUUAUUGGGCAUAUUCGUCUCAAAAACCAUGUGGAUAUCAUGCGACGACUCUGCUUCGAGGGCUUCUACAAUAAAUUACCAAGUAAUGGCGCCACAUUUGCGAGCACCUGGAAGAACUGGUCAUAUUUGAAGUCCUUCGCAUUAACAUACAAAAUGUUAUUUGUGCCAACAGUGGGACCAGGUUUCGCGGAACGCAAUAAAUUCCCACGACACGGUGAUAUACAAAGGCAUCGCAGCAAUGGCAGGUAUUAUGGCGUCGCUUGGCGCACAGCCAUACUCAACCACGUGGGUUUCAUUAACAUCGCCAGCUACAAUAAUUGGCCGGAUGGCAGUCAAAUCGAGGAGGUCAUACCGAAAGCAGGAUUUCUGGACUAUAAUCCGGGGGCGAAAACUAAGUAUAUCGAUUUGACAACACAUUGGGUGGGUAAUUUCUUAAAGACGCGUCAUGAGGCGGCUGCUGUUGCUGUUCUCGGCCAGCCAAGUUGUUAUGAAUUCUUGAAUAAUACAAUUUGUUGAAUGCCAGUUGGGUUAAAAAAAAAAAUCAGAAAGAGGAAACAAUAUAAAAAAAUCGACAAAAAAGUUGAAAAGCAUAAUAAAUAAUUAAUUAAUUAUUAUUAAAUAAUAUUAAAAAAUACGAAUAAAAAAAUUAAAUAAAAAUACAAAUAAAAAUUGAAUUAAAUAUACAAGUAAAUAAAAAAUCAGUUUAAAUAAUGAAAUUAAAAAUCUAAAAAUAAAAAAAACAUAUAUAUAAAACAUUUUAAAAAUCCAAAAUUAACUACAAAAAUUAACACUUUGCUUAAAAGUGAGCUCUGUAAACUAUCUGCAACUACGGCAACAACAACAAAAGUUCAAUGAUCAUAUUACUUUCUUCGAAAUUAAUUGAGAUAUAUACAUAUAUAAAAUAUAUAUAAACAAUAACUUUAUAUAAUGAAGUCAUAUUAAAUUGGCCGACGCCAUUAAACAUUUUGCUGUGCAUUAGAAACUUUAUAUUUAUACUAAAAUAUGCAGAUUAAAUAUAUUAAUAACUAGUAUACUAAACAUUUAUAUACUCUACAUACAUACUUAUAAAAAUUAUUAUAAAUAGUAGGUAGUCUGAGCAAGUGUGCUAGAGAGCCUUAAGUAGUUCUCAACGGGGUGGUUUCCUAGACAGUUAAUAAUUUUUUUUUCCCAAUUUUGAGCUUUUGAAGGCGUGACUGUACAGACUGUAGUGACAGGGAGAGAUUAUUAUGCUUCUUUUUCUGCUGACCCCUUUCCAUAUAACUGGUAUAUACAUACAUAUAUUGUAUCAAUAUAUAAAAUAUAUAAACCUUCAUUGGAUUCAUGUUUCCAAUAGGGAUCAGAUCGCUUCGCUAGCACCCAGCAGUAUAUUGGACUUUAUCAAUAUGCCGGGGCUCGAUGAGACUUUGUGAUUUAGCAGAGGGCGCAAUAGAUCGUCGCGGUGCAUUCCUCGUCUACCAAACAAUCAAUGUCAGAUGAAUAUAUAUUUUGCCGAAAACUUCCUCAAAUCAUUCAGAAUAUCGCCUUUUUAAAUCAUGUUUCUCGCAAAAAGUUUGAGAUUUCCACGUAAUGUGCAAUUUCCAGUAGGUUCCAUAAAGUAACAAUAAACUUCUCAGCGAAUCCUGAAAGAAAGCAUUCUUUUAUUUCCAUUAUGAUCGCCCCCUCGAGCUUCUCUAAGUCGUUAAAAUGCUUAACCACUUCUUCAGUGUAAGGUUGAUGCCAAAUCUACGCCAUAAAAAAAGUGAGAGCUUCCACCAUGAGUCUUUUGAACUAUGAGGCUUCAUUAUUUCUCUAAAAAUUCCACUUCUUUAUGGAGGCUGUAAUAGUAGAACUAUACUGUGUUCUUAAGUACAUGUCCAAAGGUAAAUUUUAGAGAUGUUAAGCGUGGAUUCAAACGUCUAUAACAGAAAUAAGCCCAAUUUAGCCACAGCGAGCUUGGGUUCUCACAUUCCUUAUUUUCCGUUCAGUAUCACUGAGUUAAGAAAUUUCUACUGACCUUUGAGCUACAUAUAUUUGGUUACUUAAGUCCUUUUUGAUAGCUUCCUUUUAUAUAUCAAUGAAAUUUCUACAGUGAAUCAAACAAAGUUGGGUUAUUUAUCAGAUAAUCUGUGUACCAAAAUAGAUCAUUCAAUAAAUGAUAGGAUCUAUGUUCCAUAAUCGUGGAGAGACCAGAUUUUAAAUUUUAAUACGUUUAAGAUAGUAUUUUUAAACAUUAAAGGGAAAGUUUUCGAAAUAAUAGAGAGUGCAAGGUCAGCUUUCUCGAGUCUAGCAAUAUAAACCAGGUUUUCAAGGAGGAUUUUUGUGAGUGAUAUAUGUAAAAUAGUAUAGAGAUUGUGAAAAAAUCAACCCUAACAAUUUUGUUCCUUCCAAAUGUUCAUUAUGUUUUUUUGGCCGCUGCUGGGGUGAGGUCCUAAGUCGAAUAUAAAUAAUUAUAUGCAUUUUUACUAAACGUAGACCGAUAAGAGAACGUACCAAGUGUGUAUAAUUUAAUUUUGGUACGGCAUUAGGACGGAUUUCUUAUCACAGUGGUCAUAGCAGAGAUUAACAAUAUAGUCAGGACCCAAGAUUAUACGCUUUAUGAAGGCUGCUAUCGGUUCUCUCACACAUUGAUAUUCCCUUUUAUUUAACAUAAAAUGACCUCUAAGCAUCUAAUAGCCAGAUAUAUUUUCAAAUAAUCAAAUUUUCUGCCAUCCAACUGCUCUAGCACACACUCUUAAUAGUCGUCUUCGAUUCGCCACUACUCUGCUCAUUAAACUCCCGUGUUAAGACAUUAACAUUGGUAAUCAAAAUAAAUACAAGACAGUAUGCGGAUAUUUCAACAAGCUAUAAGUAAGUCAGUAAGUCAGCUGUUUGUUCGAUUCGCCACUUUCCAAAUUUUUGGCGAUUGGAAGACAGCGAAAUAAAGCUAUUAAAUACUUUACAACAAUACUUAAAUACUCACGUAUUUAUAUAAGACGAAAUGUGUUAAAUCAACUCCAAUAAUUGCCAAUUGUAUUAGCUACUCUUAUAUUACAUAAUAUCUAAUAGAUAUUACUUAUAUAUGAAAAGUAAAUUCUUCUAAUAUUCUAAAUAAAAUCGCAAUAUAACUAAGAUAAUAUUAAAAAGUCGAAAAAUCAUUCGAAAGCAAUUGUUAGUUUAGUAAAAUCACUUGUUAUAAGAAAGUUUGAGCCACAAAGUGGACCUUUUUCAAAUUCAAUCAAUUAUUUAAGGAAAUCUUAAGCUACUCUGCUGAUAAGCAUAAACCAUGCACACUAUCAUUAUCUCUACGAGAAAUAAAGAAACCUUGUAGAAUUUCAAAUUUUAUUAUUCUAUAACUAAAAUACUAAUAACUUCGUUUAUACUCUUAUAUACAUAUACAUACAUAAGUACUUUACUAUAUAAUAUAUAAAUACAGGCAUAUAUCAAUAGCUUUAAAUAGUGUAGCGCGACUAAAAAUAAAUAAAUUUAAAUAUUAAAAUAA